Messenger RNA from Fusarium graminearum PH-1, 300 nucleotides. RefSeq lists its product as uncharacterized. The transcript has 2 exons. The coding region runs from base 1 to 300 and encodes 99 amino acids. The record is from RefSeq and is a predicted model, not a curated record. Lineage: Eukaryota; Fungi; Ascomycota; Sordariomycetes; Hypocreales; Nectriaceae.
AUGUGUGCUACAAUGAUGAUGCAUCACAGUAUUAUUACAAGGCGUCAUGAGUCGCAACCAUGGACAACAAUCCCAGUCCGUUGUCUCUUUGGGAUCAAAGGUGCAUACGGUAGCCCCAGCCGUGCAACGGUGGAGUCUCACAUGAUGAGAAGCAUUGGCUUCCAUGUCCUGUUCCAGAAACAUGCUCUGAAAACUCUGCUCAUGGUGCAUCGCUCUGGCGGUGGGUUUAGAAAGCCAAAGAUUGUGGUUGCUACUAUUACCCCAGAUCUCCCGCAUUUGCGGGAUUAUCAUGAUGGUUGA